Fusarium pseudograminearum CS3096 is the source of this 600-nucleotide messenger RNA. RefSeq lists its product as uncharacterized. Gene Ontology annotation, molecular function: protein binding. Bases 1 to 600 code for a protein of 199 amino acids. The record is from RefSeq and is a predicted model, not a curated record. The transcript has 2 exons. NCBI's taxonomy places the organism in Eukaryota, Fungi, Ascomycota, Sordariomycetes, Hypocreales, Nectriaceae.
AUGGAAGAGGUUUCAUUGCUGCCAAGUCCUUACAAAAAUCUCCUCAAUUUGGCACAAACGCGCAAACAGCUUUCCAGCCAUGCCAUUUCUCAGCUUUACCUCAACGACGUCAGAGACUCAUUGGAAGUUGACCCUGAAUCCAAUAUGCCCCUGACCCUUCAAUGGGCUUGCUGGUUCGGAGCCUUGGAAGCAGCCAAAAUGUCGUUAGAAGGUCUACGAAGAGCUGGCGUGGAUGUCAAGUGCAAAAUCAACCAGCCUUUCAAAAACGAAACCCUCUACAAGUUGCGUUACAAGGAGGCAAAGAAGACAGGACCUUCUGGUCCGGCUUAUGGAUACUUGCAUUGGGGCAGUCAAAGCGGUCUUUUGCAUUUGGCGUGUUUACGCGGAAAUAUAGCCAUUGCCGAGUUGCUCAUAGAGAAGGGUGCUGACCCAGAUGCCCUAGAUGGAAAGGGUCUCCCCCCAUUGGCUUAUUCAUUAAAUGAAGACGUGGUCAAAUUUCUUAUCGAAAACGGAGCCAAUGUCAACUUGACUGACGACGGUUCAGGCGAGUCGAUGCCAUCUCAAAUACUGGAGUGGGCAAUAAAGUGUAUCCAAGUUUAG